Messenger RNA from Thalassophryne amazonica, 1410 nucleotides. It is a transcript of the gene nrm, whose product is annotated as nurim. The coding region runs from base 48 to 878 and encodes 276 amino acids. The transcript is spliced from 4 exons. Gene Ontology annotation, cellular component: nuclear membrane. Lineage: Eukaryota; Metazoa; Chordata; Actinopteri; Batrachoidiformes; Batrachoididae. The record is from RefSeq and is a predicted model, not a curated record.
UCGGAAGAAAGUUUCAAAUGAAGUUAGUUUGACGGUUUGUUUUUGAAAUGGCGUCAGUCACGGUGACGUUACGGGGUUUUUCUCUCUGCGCUGUCGCUCUGAUAACGUUUGGGUUUGUCUUCAUAACCGGUGCAGACUUUAUCCGCUUUAUUUCGUUUGGAGCCAUUUAUCAUAACAUUACCGGAGAGACGACGUUGUGUCAGGACUCUGUGCCAUGGUCAGUGGCCCUGCGGGACAGCUCUGUCCUCGGGUGUGUGGCUGUGGAUGUGGGCCUGCUGGCUGUCUUCAUCUUGCAGCACAGUCUUCUUGCCUGGUCUCCUGUCAAACAGGCCUGUCAGUCAGUGCUCGGGUCUCUGAACAGGACCGCAUACUGUUUUACUACUGCACUGGCUCUGCAGUUCCUGAUGCGUUACUGGCAGCCUGUGACUAGCGCCCCCUGUCUGUGGGCGGUACGCCAUGCACCCUGGAGCAUAUGGUUUCCUCUCAUCUGCUUUACUCUGCACUUCCUCUGCUGGGCCAUCAUCUGCAGCAUCCUGAUGAUUUUUGAUUACCCAGAAUUAAUGGGAAUCAAGCAGGUGUACUAUGAGUGUCUGGGUUUGGGGGAUCCUCUGUCCCAGAAGCCGGCCGCCGCUCAGCGUCUCCUCUCUCACUUCCGCCACCCUGUGUGUCUGGAGCUGGCUGUGGUGCUGUGGCUGCUGCCGACCUUGUCCCUGGACAGACUGCUGCUGUCGGCGACUCUCUCGGCCUAUGUGGCCCUGGCACACUCACUGGACAAACAAGAUUUAGCCUACCUCCGCCUCCAGGUUAACAGCAAGAUGUGUCUCUUUGGCAAGCCGCAUCUCAUCAGCACCACAGCAGACCUGGACAAGCGGGAGUGAACGAAAACAUUUUCUGCUGCAGCAGAAUGAAGCUCUGUACUCAGAUGUUAUCCACAAAUGAAUCAUGUGAUAUGCUGAGAGCUGGAGCUCUGCUGUCUGAAUAAGGGAAAAAAAGGCAUAAUUUGUGCAAAAAUAAUUUGUAAUGACGCAGUCAUUUUUGCUCACAUUCUACACUAUGUGGUAUUAGACAUGUGGAGUUUAAUUCAAGAAUAAACUUCAUAUUUUUGAAUGAAACUCUAAAUGCACAUUUUUAAAAAACACUGACGUUACAACAAUAUAUUGCAUGAUGCACGUGGAUAUAUUACAUGUUCCAGCUGCAGUUAUAAUGUAUUUCUUUGCACAAUGAACCACAUGUGUCUCUGUAAAAGAAAUGAACCCUGAGAUUUCCCACAGACAUGCGGCUGACAUUUCUUAACUCAUUAUUUCCACUGUGGCAUGUUAUGCUGACUAAUUAAAGUUGACUACAUGCUUUAGAUAUUUCAGAUUUUUCUGUGAUCAUCUUGUCAUUGCAGAAUAACUCGGCUCAAAGGUG